AUGGAAAAUAUUCGAGUCUUAGUUAGGGUUAGGCCAUUAAAUUACAGAGAAACUCAUUUGGGUGCAAAUGCUUGUGUUUCUACAACUGCUAAUUCCAUUACAUUGGAUAAUAAGAAAGAAUACUCUUAUGAUCAUGUAUUGGGUGCUGAUUCUACUUAAGAGUAAGUAUUUGACAAGAUCGGCAAUUCUACACUUCAAUCAUUUCUUGAUGGUUUGAAUUGCUGCAUUUUCGCCUACGGUUAAACAGGUGCUGGCAAGACUUACACAAUGCAAGGAAAGGGUUAUGAUGACAAUGCACAUGAUAGUGUACAUUUGGGAUUGUAACCACGUCUGAUUCAGCAAUUAUUCAAGGAAUUGCCUAAGGAGAAUAAUUGGGCAAUCAAAUGUACUUACUUAGAAAUUUAUAAUGAAUAAUUGAUUGAUCUCUUAAAUGAUGCCAAACCGAUGCCACUAACAAUCAGAGAAGAUUCUAAACGAGUUUAUGUUGAAAAUAUCACAGAAAUAGCAGCCUCAUCCUUCAAUGAUGUUUUAUCUCUGAUGUAAAGAGGAUUGGCUAAUAGACAUGUUUCAGCAACUCAAAUGAAUUUGGAGAGUUCUAGAAGUCAUUCCAUAUUCACUUUACAAUUGGAAUAGCGAACAAAAGGAAUGUACACAAGGAGAAGUAAAUUGAAUUUUGUCGAUUUGGCUGGAAGUGAAAGAUAAAAAUUAACAGCAGCCACGGGUGACAGAUUAAAAGAAGCAUCUAAUAUCAAUAAGUCUCUUACUGUGUUAGGUUUAGUCAUUAAUUCAUUGGCUGAAAAUCCCAAGAAAUUCAUACCUUAUAGAGAUAGCAAAUUGACUUUCCUAUUAAGAGAAAGUUUAGGAGGAAAUUCCAAAACUGUUAUGAUAGCAACCAUUUCAGCAGCCAGUUCUUCCUUCUAGGAAACUCUAGGUACUUUGAAAUUUGCCUCAAGAGCCAAAAAUAUUAAGAAUUAAGCAGUUGUUAAUGAAGAAGUUGGUGGUAAUUUGGAAUCCUUGAAGGCUGAAAUAAAACGAUUGAAGAAUGAAUUACAAUAAUCUGUGUUUCAAUCUGAGAUUAUUCCUAAAAAAUAAAAGGAGGUUGAAUUGGUUUCACAAAUAAACACUCUCAGUUAUCAAUUAAAUGAAAGUGGGUAAUAUUAGGAUCAGCUGACUAAGGAACUUAAAUAAAUGAAAGAUUAUUAUGAAUCCAGAAUAACUGAAUUGGAAGAUUAUAAUACGAAGAAUCAUAAGUGUUCAUAAUUAGGCAUGCAAGAUAAAGAUUUGCAAUUGGAAUAAGCAUUAAACAUUUAAAAAGAUUUGAAAUAUAAAAAUGAAUUGUUGAAUUAAAGAAUCUUGGAACUUCAGUAAGAGGAAACAAUCUUGAAACACAGAAGGAAUGAAUAAUAAUUGCUUAUCACAUAAUUGGAGUAGAAUUUAUAGAUACUAUAAAAGGACAAGGAAAUGCUGAUGGAAUAAUUUGCAGAGUAAGUUCAAUUAACCUAAAAGUAUGAAACCCAGUUAGAGACAUUCUAAGAAGACAAGGCUUAAUAAUUACAAGAACUUGAAUAUAAAAUCUCGGAACUAACUGACUAAUUAUAAAUCAAUAAAGAUUAGAUGGAUACGGAUGCAGAAACUAUUGAAUUUUAGAGUGGAGAAAUCGAGAGACUAUAGAAUGAAAUUGAAUUCAACAAAUCUUUAGUAGAUAAAUUGUAAUCUGAAUGUUCAGAUCUAAAGGAAUAGAUGCUAUUAAAAGAAACCUUGAUUGAAGAUUAAUUAAAAGAGCUAUUAAAAUGUAAGAAAAGAAGUGAUCUUAACUCAAAAAAGUAUCUAAAGUCCUUAAAAGUCUUAAAAAAGUAGAAGGAGAACUUUACUCAAAUGGAAUAAAAAUAAAUUGAGUUCCUAUCUUAAUUAAAUGUUUCUAUGGAAUUGGAAGAGACAAAGUUGAAUAAUGAUUUUGUUAAGUAGGCAGUAUUAUCAAAAUUUCAAGAUGUCAAGACACAAUUUGAUAAAUAAUAGUAAGAAUCUAACAUACUAAAUGAUGAGAAAACUUAUUACUCAGAUUUAUUUCAUAAAGCUUAGACUAAUUUGGAUGAAGCUAAAAGACAAAAUUAAGAAUUGCUACUAGAAUUAGAAAAAAAUAAAGUAAAUCAGGAGGAAAUAUAAAAGUAUGGAUAAUUGUAAGAAGAGUUUAAGUAUUAAAAGGAGAAGUUGAGUAAGUUCUUAGAUAGUUUCGAUAUCAUUAAUCAAAAGCUAAUUAUGAAAGAAAAUGAAGUACUGAAACUGAGGUCUGAAUUGAAACUAGAGUAAACUUAAAGGUCCAAGUCUUUGGAGGAAAUUGAUAAACUACGAACAGCCAAGAUUGAAUUAUCCAAUUUAAAAACAGAGUUGGAAUAAACCAUAUAAUAGAUUCAAUGUAACAAUCAAAAUGAGGGGGAUGAUAAUAAGCAAAAGAAGCUAUCAGAUAAUGUUCUUAUGUUGUAGAAGGCCAAUUAGAAGCUUAACACUGAUUUAGCUACUUUAUAGAGACAGUAUAAGCAACUGUAAGAGGAGAAGGAUCUAAUGUAAAAAAAAUAUGAAGAAAAACUAAUGUAUUAGGUGGAUAUAAAUAAAUUAAGAAAAGACAUCAAUGUCACUAAUCAAUUGAAACAAUAAUUAGAUAAGAAGGAAAGGGAAUAUCAAUAGCUAUUUGAUGAAACAAAAAUACUCGAGGACUUUUUUAAGAACAUCAAUGUGAAGAGGUUUUGUAAUUAUCAAAUUCAAAAUGAAGGAACAAUAAGUGAGAAAGUAAAAUCAUAUUUCGAAUUUUUGGAUCAAUGCGAGUAAGAAUUCGAAACUAAAUAAUUUCAAUUAAAAACCAAUUUACAAUAGCUGCAUAUCGAAUAGGCGAAUUGUAAUAUAGUUAAAGAAGAAAAUAGAAUGCUAAAAAUGCAAUUAAAAAUGUGA
Molecule: messenger RNA, 2943 nt
Organism: Paramecium tetraurelia
Lineage: Eukaryota; Ciliophora; Oligohymenophorea; Peniculida; Parameciidae
Exons: 3
Biological process (GO): microtubule-based movement
Molecular function (GO): ATP binding; microtubule motor activity; microtubule binding
Source: RefSeq, a predicted model, not a curated record